CGGUGGGGCCCCGAGUGCUAGCCGACGGUUGUACGGGUUGGCGGGUGUGGUUACCCGUAGUAUCGCCUUUGGAUCGUUCCCCCCACGAGAGACGGCGAGAGGAGAAGCCUCGCAACUGCUGCUACACCGAACGCACGUACGCAGCAUGCACGCAGCGCGCGCGCACAUUCGCACACCUGCGAGAGAACGGUCGAGUCGUCGUUGAAUCCAUCUGCAGGCGAGGUCGCCGCGUAUUCGUGCAACCACGGCAGGCACAGUGUACUCUACACCUUUCUCGUGGCACGCGUGCAUCGGCUGGCGAAGUGUGUGCGCGCGUGUGUGUAUGCGUGUGCGGCGAGGUAGAGGCGCGCGCGAACGACGUGCUUGGAACGUUUCAGCGUGUCCACGGUGCUACGAUCAAGUGCUGUUCUAGUCCACACCCGUUCCUCCUCGACUGGUCGACGUCGAGGCGGUGCUGUUUUCGUCGAGAGAGACGUGUACCAGAGGUCUGACAAAAGACGAGCACGCGAAUAACCGCGAUCACGAGUGCCUGCCCACCCGCCCAACCGACCGACGACAUUUCGCACACCAGAAUAUCUCGAACCGAUGGCUCGUGUCGCGAUCUCUACCGGUAGUCUCGUUAUCGAGAAAGGAAACGUACACGCGGGUUCCGUUCAACACCGAAUGGUAAACUGUGCAACGUCGAAUCUUGCCUGGACGAACGCACCACGUUGGACCUCCAGGUCUCGCCUCUCCUCCAGAUCGAUCCGCAUCUCUGCUCGAUCCCGCCAGCCAGACGUUCGUUCGUAGACGUUCGCCAGAUUACCGUAUAUACAUACGUACAAUAUACACGGAACGCUUUUCUCGAUCGUCGACAGUUUGCUGCUGUUCGUGGUAAUCGUGUUGUUGUCACGUUUCGAAGGUGAAACGUGUCGCGCGGUCGAUAGAAUGCAAAGAGGAGACAAUGAACGUUCCGAUCGUGUCGGGAGAUAUCGUCGAAGACGAUGUUCAUAAGCCACGUUUCGUUAGGGGCUCCGAUCCUAGGGUGGCCACUUGCCGGGGAAAGCUGCAGAACAAACGAAGCAAACUGAACCAAGAGAUCAACAAGGAGCUUCGGUUACGAGCCGGCGCGGAGAACCUCUUCAAAGCGACCACCAACAGAAAGCUGAGAGAAACGGUCGCGUUGGAGUUGAGUUUCGUCAAUUCGAACUUGCAGCUGCUGAAAGAACAGCUCGCCGAGCUGAACAGCUCGGUUGAGCUCUACCAGAACGUCGACAGCGAAGAACCGGCGAUGCCGAUGAUCCCGUUAGGACUGAAGGAAACCAAAGAUAUCGACUUUCGAGAUCCGUUCAAGGACUUUAUCCUCGAGCACUAUAGCGAGGAUGGGGGAAAUUACGAGGAGGCGGUCGCGGAUCUUAUGGAAACGAGACAGGCGACGCGAACACCGACCAGAGAUGCGGCCGGCAUCGCGUUGCUCUUGCGCUAUUACAACCAGCUCUAUUUCGUCGAGCGACGUUUCUUCCCUCCGGAUCGAAGCCUCGGCAUUUACUUCGAGUGGUUCGACUCGUUGACCGGAGUGCCGAGUUGCCAACGGACCGUCGCCUUCGAGAAGGCCUCGAUUCUCUUCAACGCAGCCGCUCUCUAUACACAGCUGGCCGCGAAACAAGAUCGUUUGUCCGCGCGAGGCUUGGACCAGGCGAUCGACGCGUUCCUCCGAGCCGCUGGUACCUUUCGUUACAUACACGAAAACUUCACCAACGCGCCGAGUAUGGACCUCGGGCCGGACAUGCUCGAGAUGCUCGUUCAACUGAUGCUGGCCCAAGCGAGAGAAUGCUUGUUCGAGAAGUUGGAACUUCAGUCGAGGGACGGGAGGAACAUCGACGUAUCGUUGGAUCUCGCGCAGGAAGCGUCACAGGUUGCGGCUGUCUACAACGACGUCCACGGGCUGAUCUCUCGCGAACCGGUCCGCGACUACGUACCGGAGACGUGGAUCUCGUUGAUCUUGGUAAAGCGGGAACAUCACCUAGCUCUUGCCCACAAGCACCUCGCGCUCGGGCUCUUCGAUCGACCGAUCGGCGAGUGGCGCGCUGAGACCAAGCUCGCACUCGAGCACGUGCAGAAGAGCGACGGAAAGACGCAGCUGGACAUCAUCGUGCCACGGGACGAGAACGAGAGGAAGUUGCUAGGAAAAGCGCAUCUCAGGGAAGCCUUGGUCUUGCACGAGGAAAGUCAAAGGCUGCAGAGAAUGUGCAGGGACUUGAAAGCGAAACAGGCGCUCGCGAAAGUUUUGAAGAGAGUGCAGGAGUCGACCGUGGAGAGUUACAACGGGAUCGGCGACGAGGAUGAUUUCCGGGGAUUGUUGGACCCUCCGGAUAUCAUUGCAUCGACAAAGUUUCAACUGAACAUCACUCACCCGGAUUUCGGGCAACACGGGGUAGAGGACCUUUUCCGAUCGCUCGGUCCGGUAGCUAUAUUUUCGGCGAAAAGGCAUUGGACAGCGCCGCGAUUGAUCCAGUUGCAACGUGGACCGGACGGUGAAGGAUUUGGGUUUAGCGUUCGAGGAGACGCGCCCGUGAUAAUAGCUGCAGUUGAUCAUAAUUCGUUGGCCGACUUAGGUGGCAUGAAGGAGGGAGACUUUAUAGUAGGGAUCGGCGAUAAAGACGUAAAGUGGGCGUCUCACGAACAAGUGGUUCGGCUGAUCAAGCAAUCCGGCGACUUUAUAAGUUUAAAGUUAGUCACGCCAAUGGAUAGAAAUUACUUGAAGGUAAACGUGAACGAAGGAAAAGAGAAAGGAAAAGAGGAUUACGGACGCGAGUUAGACGAAAGCACGAGUACGAUCGCCCGCGAGGAACUUCGCGAGGACGGUGCCACCAGGACGGAAGCCUUAAACCAAUUCAGACACUGGAUUCAGAAGCAUCCGAAUAUCAAGCGGUGCAGAACAGACGCAGCCUUUCUCCUCAGAUUUCUCAGAACGAAGAAGUUCAGCGUGCCGAUGGCGGAAGAGAUGCUCGAACGGUAUUUGACUAUUAGACAACUCUACCCGAACUGGUUUCAAAAUCUCGACAUCGAGGAUCCGGACAUCGAAGCUAUCGUAGAUGCUGGCUAUCUGGUACCGUUGAUGGAGCGCGAUCGUCACGGCCGACGCGUGAUACUUUCUUGCGCAGGUCGCUUCGAUCCGUACAAAUACACGUCCGCUCAAAUGGCGCGAGCUCACAGUCUCGUGGUGGAAGCUCUGAUGGACGACGAAGAGAAUCAGGUCCGUGGAUACACGCACAUCAACGACGAAUCUGGACUAACGAUGGGUCAUCUCAGCGCCUGGUCUCUCACGGAUAUUCGUAACAUGUUAAGAUGCAUACAAAAUAGUACACCCAUGAGACACAAGGAAACGCACUUUGUUAAUAUUCCAAGUUGCGCGGUCAAGGUGAUCGAGUUUGGCAUCUCUCUUCUCAACGACAAGUUGAAGAGUCGAAUCUCGGUGCACAAGAGUCUGGAAGAGUUGAAAAGUGCGAUCGAUCCGAGAAUUUUGCCGAAAGAAUACGGAGGAGAUAUCCCACUGUGUGAUAUGAUCGCCGCUUUCAAGAAAACUUUGAGGGAACAAAGGAAUCGAAUAAAAGAGCUGGACGAUAUGUACGUAGAAAUCUCGUCGAUGGAUUGUCAAUAUGCUGCGGACGACAAUUUAACCGGUAUAUCUGGCUCGUUUCGUAAACUGGAGGUCGAUUGA
Molecule: messenger RNA, 3700 nt
Organism: Habropoda laboriosa
Lineage: Eukaryota; Metazoa; Arthropoda; Insecta; Hymenoptera; Apidae
Product: rhophilin-2
Exons: 16
Coding region: 944-3700 (918 amino acids)
Biological process (GO): signal transduction; negative regulation of stress fiber assembly
Molecular function (GO): protein binding
Source: RefSeq, a predicted model, not a curated record